This is a messenger RNA of Epithele typhae, 1890 nucleotides long. RefSeq names its product heat shock protein 90. The coding region runs from base 1 to 1890 and encodes 629 amino acids. The record is from RefSeq and is a predicted model, not a curated record. Gene Ontology annotation, biological process: protein folding; protein stabilization; cellular response to heat. Gene Ontology annotation, cellular component: perinuclear region of cytoplasm; cytosol; protein-containing complex. Lineage: Eukaryota; Fungi; Basidiomycota; Agaricomycetes; Polyporales; Epitheliaceae. Gene Ontology annotation, molecular function: ATP hydrolysis activity; ATP-dependent protein folding chaperone; ATP binding. The transcript has 10 exons.
AUGGCUUCCGAAAGCUUUGGCUUCCAGGCCGAGAUCUCCCAGCUCCUCGACCUAAUCAUCAAUACCUUCUACUCCAACAAGGAGAUCUUCCUUCGUGAAAUCAUCUCGAACGCGUCCGACGCGCUCGACAAGAUCCGUUAUGCCUCCCUCACCGAUCCCUCGAUCGUUCCCGACAAGGAGAACAAAAUUCUCUCCAUCAUCGAUACCGGUAUCGGCAUGACCAAGGCCGACCUCGUCAACAACCUUGGUACGAUCGCGAAGUCGGGCACGAAGGGCUUCAUGGAGGCGCUCCAGUCCGGGGCCGACAUCUCCAUGAUUGGCCAGUUCGGUGUCGGUUUCUACUCGGCAUACCUCGUCGCCGAGCGGGUGCAGGUCAUUUCGAAGCACAACGACGAUGAACAGUACAUCUGGGACGAGAUUCGCCUCUUCCUCAAGGAGGACCAGCUCGACUACCUCGAGGAGAAGCGCAUCAAGGAGAUCGUCAAGAAGCACUCUGAGUUCAUCUCGUACCCCAUCCUUCUCGCCGUGACCAAGGAGGUCGAGAAGGAGGUGGAGGACGAGGAGGAGGUCAAGGAAGAUGGCGAGGAGUCGAAGAUCGAGGAAGUUGACGACGAGGAGAAGCCCAAGAAGACGAAGAAGAUCAAGGAGAAGGAGCUCACGCAGGAAGAGCUCAACAAGACGAAGCCUAUCUGGACGCGCAACCCCUCCGACAUCACCGCUGAGACACUUCUCUGUCGAGGCGCGCCUUUCGAUCUCUUCGAGUCCAAGAAGAAGCGCAACAACAUCAAGCUUUACGUUCGCCGCGUCUUCAUCAUGGAUGACUGCGAGGACCUUAUCCCCGAGUACCUCAACUUCAUCAAGGGUAUCGUCGACUCUGAGGAUCUGCCCCUCAACAUCUCGCGUGAGACUCUCCAGCAGAACAAGAUUCUCAAGGUCAUCCGCAAGAAUCUCGUCAAGAAGUGCAUGGACGUAUUCUCUGAGAUCGCCGAGGACAAGGACAACUUCAACAAGUUUUACGAGGCGUUCGGCAAGAACAUCAAGCUCGGUAUCCACGAGGACGCCCAGAACCGCAGCAAGCUUGCCGAGUUCCUUCGCUUCUUCUCGACGAAGUCGACCGAGGAGAUGACUUCGCUGAAGGACUACAUCACGCGCAUGCCUGAGGUCCAGACGAACAUCUACUACCUCACUGGCGAGUCGCUUUCUGCCGUCAAGGACUCGCCGUUCCUUGAAGUCCUCAAGAAGAAGGGCUUCGAAACCCUCCUCCUCGUCGACCCCAUCGACGAGUACGCGAUCACUCAGCUCAAGGAGUUCGAGGGACACAAGCUCAUCUGCGUGUCGAAGGAGGGUCUGGAGCUCGAGGAGACCGAGGAGGAGAAGAAGGCGCGCGAAGAGGAGGCUGCUCAGUUUGAGGACCUCUGCAAGGCGGUCAAGGACGCGCUCGGCGACAAGGUCGAGAAGGUGGUCGUCUCGAACCGUAUCGCCGACUCUCCUUGUGUACUUGUCACUGGCCAGUUCGGCUGGUCUUCGAACAUGGAGCGUAUCAUGAAGGCGCAGGCUCUUCGUGACUCGUCCAUGUCGUCCUACAUGGCGUCGAAGAAGACGCUCGAGCUCAACCCUACCAACCCUAUCGUGAAGGAGCUCAAGCGCAAGGUUACUGAGGACAAGGCGGACAAGUCCGUCCGUGACCUCACCUACCUGCUCUUCGAGACUGCCCUCCUCACCUCUGGCUUCUCGCUCGACGACCCCACGUCGUUCGCGAAGCGCAUCCACCGUAUGAUCGCUCUCGGUCUCGACGUUGACGAGGACGACUCUACGCCGGCGCCAGCAGCGACGACGGAGACGCCCGCGGUCGAGGUCGCGUCGACGUCGGCGAUGGAGGAGAUUGACUAA